Molecule: messenger RNA, 324 nt
Organism: Hyaena hyaena (striped hyena)
Lineage: Eukaryota; Metazoa; Chordata; Mammalia; Carnivora; Hyaenidae
Product: keratin, type II cuticular Hb6-like
Exons: 3
Coding region: 28-324 (98 amino acids)
Biological process (GO): keratinization; intermediate filament organization
Cellular component (GO): keratin filament
Molecular function (GO): structural constituent of skin epidermis
Source: RefSeq, a predicted model, not a curated record
GCCGCCCUGCAGAAGGCCAAGCAGGACAUGGCCUGCCUGGUCAAGGAGUACCAGGAGGUGAUGAACUCCAAGCUGGGCCUGGACAUCGAGAUCGCCACCUACAGGCGGCUGCUGGAAGGCGAGGAGCAGAGGCUGUGCGAGGGUGUCGGAGCCGUGAAUGUCUGCGUCAGCAGCUCCCGCGGUGGCGUCGUCUGUGGCGAUCUCUGCGCCUCCGGUGCUGCCCCUGCUGUCAGCAGCCGCGUCUGCAGCGCCCCCUGCAGCGGCAACGUGGUGGUGGGCACCAACUCGUGCGGCGCCUGCAGCGUGGGCUGUAAGAAGUGCUGA